Messenger RNA from Arabis nemorensis, 705 nucleotides. Lineage: Eukaryota; Viridiplantae; Streptophyta; Magnoliopsida; Brassicales; Brassicaceae. The record is from the annotation of a GenBank genome assembly.
AUGGCUUCCAUUAGUAGCUUACACAGAUGGAUAUCAUCUAACCAUCAAUCUCGUCGUCUCCCUCGACUCUCUUCUUCGAUCUCGGAGCAAAAUCAAUCUCGACCCACUAAUCAAGUUUUCACCUUUUCGGUUCCCAUAUCCAGAAGAGACGCGAAUGUUAUUCUUAUCUGCUCCCUUCCAUUGACGAGCUUCUUCGUUCUACCACCGAGCUCUUCUGAUGCGAGAGAGAGAAGGAGCAGAAAAAUUAUCCCUAUCGAGGAGUAUUCCACUAGUCCUGAAGGGUUGAAAUUCUAUGACAUUGAGGAAGGUAAAGGACCAGUAGCUACAAAAGGAUCAACUGCUCAGGUGCAUUUUGAUUGCCGUUACAGAAGCAUCACUGCGAUUUCGACUCGAGAAUCCAAGCUUUUGGCUGGAAAUCGUAGUAUUGCUCAGCCUUAUGAGUUCAAGGUCGGAUCAACGCCAGGAAAAGAAAGGAAGCGUGAAUUCGUAGAUAAUCCAAACGGUUUGUUCUCUGCACAGGCUGCACCAAAGCCUCCUCCAGCUAUGUAUUACAUAACCGAAGGAAUGAAAGUGGGAGGCAAGAGAAAUGUGACUGUUCCUCCUGAAGCUGGUUAUGGUCAGAGAGGAAUGAACGAGAUACCGCUUGGAGCUACAUUUGAGUUGAACAUAGAGCUGCUUCAGGUGAUUCCCCUGGAAGAGAAGUGA